CGAACGAGAAAAAAAAACCACUUUUAUCAAAUGCACGUCGUCACCAAGUGCCAUGUCUCAUGUAGACAGAUUGACUGCCGAUGGGGAUAUAUAGCGACACAGUUUGAAUACACAAAACAAAACAACAUUAAAAUUAUCGACACACAUGCAAAUUGUCCGAAGGUGUAGUUGUGUGUCACAAAGAAGAAGAAGAAGGAAGCAAAAAAAAAUCAACAAACACAAAGUGAUUCUAUUAUAGUGUUUAUUUUUUUGAAUUUAUAAUUUGUUUUUGAGUUUUCAAAACACUUUAUUUAUGUGGAUUCGAACAAUAGGGAUGCAGACAGUUUUUGCGUUUUAGUAAAUAAACAUCAACAAUAUUAGAGAAAUUGAGUGUCAAAAAUUGUCAACAAACGGAUUGUCCCGAAGGAAAUUGAAAACGAUUACGUUUUUUUUUGUUGGUUUGACUUGAAAACGCAUAAUCAAAAUUAGAUCUCAAUUUUUGAUGCGAAUUAUAAUCAAAACCAGAACGCUCGGAUCUCUUUGCAAGUGCAAUUAUUGAAUGGCUCAUCAAUAUCGAUCUCAAAUCAAGUGGAUUUAUAAACACCAAAUUCGAAUCGCUCACAAUCGAAGAAAAUCUUGCAGUAAAUUGGUUUGAGGGGUUUGCUGAACAAUAAUUUUUGGUAUUGAAUGCAAUUGGAUAAAAAAAAGACCAAAAGGUGUAGCAAUUGGACGACGUUGCUGUGAAACAUUUCCAGCACCACAAUCAAAUAUGGGAGCCCAUGGUGCGAUUUACCAUGAACGACAAAUACGCGAACUGUGCGCACUCCAUGCACUAAACAACCUGUUUCAAGCCAAAGGAUCAUUCACAAAAACUGAAUUGGAUGACAUUUGCGUACAAUUAUCGCCCGAUGAAUGGAUCAAUCCACAUAAAUCGAUGCUCGGCUUGGGUCAAUAUGAUGUCAAUGUUAUAAUGACCGCAUUACAACUGAGGAACUAUGAAGCGAUUUGGUUUGAUAAACGCAAAGAACCAUUAUGUAUCGAUACAUCGAAUAUACUUGGUUUUAUAAUGAACGUGCCGUCUGAAUAUAAAUUUGGUUUUAUUGUGUUGCCAUUUCGACGACGCCAUUGGAUUGCCAUACGUAAAAUCGAUAAAUUUUAUUGGAAUUUGGAUUCAAAAUUGAAUGCGCCCGAAUGCAUUGGUGACGAUGCCGAUGUAAUAACCUACUUGACCAAUCAAUUCAAAAGCAAUGACAUGGAAUUAUUUGUGAUUGUUAAAUCGGAUAUGGCAAAAUCAAAACGAUGGCUUAAAGAUGACUCACACCAAUGAAGCACCCGUCUCUAGUUCUCUCACUUUUUAUCACAUUCGACAUUUUAAAUGUGUAUAUUUUUUUUUACUUGACCGAACCCAAAAUUUUAAUUAUAAUUGACAUUUUGUGCUUAAUAAAUAACAUAGAAUUCGGCAGGGGACGGUGGCGGGGGCUUGUAAAUAUCUACCGCUUAGGCAAUUUUAAGAGAAACUUACCGUUUAUAUUAGAUAUAAAAUAUCUUAUAUAUACAUUUAGAUUGUUGUUCAUUAAGAGUUUUAUUUAUAUUUUGUAUUAUGUUUGUGUUUUUGUGUAGCGCACAAUCGCCUCAACUCUAUUCAGCGAUUGUAAAUUUACAAUGAUGCGUUGAACCAAAAUCAAAUAGAAAUGAAUAAAAAUGGGCAUUGUUGUACUGUUA
Contarinia nasturtii (swede midge) is the source of this 1701-nucleotide messenger RNA. RefSeq names its product josephin-like protein (gene Josd). The transcript is spliced from 3 exons. Gene Ontology annotation, biological process: protein deubiquitination. The coding region runs from base 749 to 1306 and encodes 185 amino acids. The record is from RefSeq and is a predicted model, not a curated record. NCBI's taxonomy places the organism in Eukaryota, Metazoa, Arthropoda, Insecta, Diptera, Cecidomyiidae. Gene Ontology annotation, molecular function: cysteine-type deubiquitinase activity.